GAGGUCAUUAUGUAUACUUUCCAACAAUGUGUGUAUUAUCUUACUAAGACCUUGUAUGCAGCUUUGCCAGCCCUUCUGGAGAGCAAUCCUUUUACCGAUCCUGCCAGUCUGUCUGAUGUAGGAGAGCUGAGCAAUAUGCCAGAAGGCACACGUGGAACUCUUGCCAUUUACCAGGCUACACUGGACUUAACUCGGGAAUGUGAACUGCAUCCAGAUCUUGUGUCCCAAACAUUUGGCUAUCUCUUCUUUUUCUCUCCAAUGCAUCACUCUUCAAUACCCUAAUGGAAAAAGGUAACGGGGAACCAUUCUACCAGUGGUCAAAGGCUGUCCAAAUCCGCACAAACCUUGAUCUGGUUCUGGACUGGCUCCAAGGAAUAGGUCUUGGUGACAUUGCAACAGAAUUCUUCAGAAAGUUAUCAGCAACAGUAAACUUGCUGUGUAUACCUAAAACCAGUCUCUUAAAGCUUUCCUGGAGCACUCUGAGGAAUGAUUAUCCUGCACUAAGCGCUGCUCAGCUGAACCACUUGUUGAGAAACUAUCAUCUAGGAGUGGGACGGUCACAUCCAGCUGCUUGGGACCCCCCUGAAGAGGAAAAGGAUGAGAUCACAAACACAGAUAUCUUUGAGAGCUUCACAGAUCAUCCUCCACUUAUCCUGCCCUGUGACAACUUCCGCAUGCAGCUCUCACAGCCAUUAACCAGUGAUGCCUUCCACAAGCAGCUAUGUCAUCUCCGAUAUUUUGUGUGGGACCUGGAGCAGAAAUCCUUGCCAGCUAACCAGAGGGCCCUGUACAGGGUGGACACCAGUCAGUAG
Staurois parvus is the source of this 812-nucleotide messenger RNA. The record is from the annotation of a GenBank genome assembly. NCBI's taxonomy places the organism in Eukaryota, Metazoa, Chordata, Amphibia, Anura, Ranidae.